Haliotis rubra (blacklip abalone) is the source of this 649-nucleotide messenger RNA. Its product is annotated as suppressor protein SRP40-like. The record is from RefSeq and is a predicted model, not a curated record. Lineage: Eukaryota; Metazoa; Mollusca; Gastropoda; Lepetellida; Haliotidae. Bases 107 to 649 code for a protein of 180 amino acids. The transcript has 2 exons.
AACCGGGCAUCAGGUGGGGAAAAGUAAAGGGGGUGUUUCAAACGGUCACUCCAAACCUUCUUACAGAACACGGGCCGCCACGGGCAAAGUUAAACCUGCUAAGUACAUGCCUGAUGAAAGUAGCUCAUUAGUGUCUAAAUCAGAAUCAAACUCUGCAACCACAUCAUCAACCACGUCGCCUAGAGGCAGAACAUCAUCAUCAGAUAGCAGUAGUAGCAACAACAACAGUGGAAGCGGCACUGAUGACCACGAUGAUGAAGAUGACAAACAGCACAGUGACUAUGUGAACUCAUCCAGAUCUUCCAAACGUGGAGCAGCAAAACCGGCCACCAGGUCAAUCCAGAAACAAGUAGAAAUAGUGCGCCAUAGUGCGAGAGAACGGCGGAAAGUUCAAGACAAUAUUUUUGUGUACGAACAACAAAGAAAAUCCAGAAUCAAGACCAGAAACCAAGGGAGGAGGACAGUGCAGUAUCAAGAAGAUGAGAGUGACAAUGAGCGAGCAAAUGGUCGGAAUGGAAUGGUGGAUUCCGACUCGGACUCAGACUCAAGUGAAAACCAGUCAUCUCCAGACAUGACCACUACGAAAGUAGUAGGGUCGAUAACGGAAACUUACAAUCCGGCGGCCAGAGCUAGUCUGAUGGGAGACUGA